Molecule: messenger RNA, 1593 nt
Organism: Mycena indigotica
Lineage: Eukaryota; Fungi; Basidiomycota; Agaricomycetes; Agaricales; Mycenaceae
Product: Zn(2)-C6 fungal-type domain-containing protein
Exons: 7
Coding region: 1-1593 (530 amino acids)
Biological process (GO): response to xenobiotic stimulus; regulation of DNA-templated transcription
Molecular function (GO): zinc ion binding; DNA-binding transcription factor activity, RNA polymerase II-specific
Source: RefSeq, a predicted model, not a curated record
AUGUCCUCUGCCCCCACUCUGUCUACGCAAGAGACGGCGCCAAGAUUGGCGAAAUUCAAAACCCCGACUUGUGUACUGUGUCGGAAGCGCAAACUCCGUUGUGACGGAAAUUCACCGUGUUCUCCAUGUACACGGACACGAACUCCAGUAGUUUGUACCUAUGUCGCAAAGACAAUCGGCCAGCUGCGUUCGGAGUUGCCAAAGGGCGGGGCGUGUACUACGUGUCGUCAGCGCAAACGCCGAUGCGACGGACACUUUCCUUGUCGGACGUGUCAACAAACGGGCCGGUCUGAUGCGUGCGCCUACCGCGACAAACUUCGUUCCCCCAAGACGAUACGAAAGCAACGCCAUGAUAUCGUCAUGACCGAUGGCGGUAGCCCCUUGUCAAGCAGCAGCGCAAGUUCUGUUUCUAGCUCUCGGCCAACGACGCCACAAAACUACAACGAAAGUUGUUGGCCGCGGUUGCAUUUCGACAACGAGUUUAGCGGCCACACCUGUAGGACAGAGGCGGAGUUGGACGUGAACGUGCUCUCUGACGGGCUGGAUAUGCUGCAGUGCGGUCUCCUGGACACAUCAGUCACGAUGUCUUCCUAUGACUACGAAUCAAGGGCGAGCAUAAUAUCACAGCACAUCCUCCUUUCCCCCUCCAAACUCUCCGCACUAUGUCAAGGCGACCUCUCUGGAACCACCAUCUACCCUGCCCUCGUUCGCGCUGCCGAGCUCCUCAUAUCCUUCUCCUCCCCACCUCAACACUUCCCCGAAUACGACUUUCCCGCCGGACCCAACGCCUGGGGACUGGCAUCGCGCGAAACGAAAAUAUUGUCGGUCGUGCGCGCCGCAUUGGCUUCAUUGCAUCCUGAUCCCGUGCAAGACGCGGUCACGUGUGUUCAACUGCAGGUGCUUUUGCACGCGUAUUACUCGCAGAAACGGGACCUGGGCAGCGCGCGAGAGUGUAUCAGUGCCGCUGGGGCGGUUUUGGUCGGUGAGGCAGGGACGAUUGCGCUGAAGGGGGGUCUUUCCUCCGUGAUGGGGCACAUAUUAAACGGUGCCAACGAAAAUGUGGAGGGGGAUGAAGUGAGGGCUGCACUAGCACAGGUGGUGUUCCUCGACAUUCAAGCACAGCUUGUUGAUGGCGCGCCAUCGAGUUUGGAUGGGGAGGUGUACGACAGGUUUCGCCAUGGGGUGAUGACGCUACCAAAUGACCCCGACGCGCUGUCCCUCCGUGCCCAAUCGUUCCUCGCGCUGUACGACACGAAGCAACUCGUCGCUGUUUGGAACAAUCAUUCCAUGGCCGGCGGGACAGUGCCGACUGCAUGGGGAAAGCGUUUCCAGGCGCUCGUCUUUGAUGUGGAGCGCCACAUUGCCUCCAUUCACUCGGCUCAAAUCGACGGUCAGGUAACGAGAGAGGCGCUGAUAGCGGCGCACGCCGCGCUGAUCGAGCUUUCUUCCGCAUUUCCUGGGGAUGAAAUUGCCUGGCGGAGAGCAGAGGCCGCGAGGGUGGUUAUGAAACUGGCUGACGGGCAGCAAGGGUGGGACUGGAGUGCAGCGGCUGGGGUGGCCUGGGCUGGCGCGGCACGGGUGCUGCAGCCGUAA